AUGUUUUCCCGUGUGGGACGUCUCACCACUUUCGGUGCCCAAGCGGUAUCGAAUUGUCCGCUUCGCAGAGAUAAUAUUUAUCAGCAGCCGUUGAAGAUCACCGCACCGAUCAACGAUCAAUUGGUCAACUUUGCACACAAUUUUUCCGAUUCAGUUAGACAGAGAACCACCAGUUUCGGCAAUGAUCCAUUCCUCGGCGUCCCAAUGGACGACGAAGAAGUCAUAAAAGAGCUGGAACUCCUCGACCUCGACUCAUGGCAUACGAAGCCGCGUGCACCGUGCGCCGCGCCUUCAGACGAACUCGAACUCGAUCAAUUUUGGGAGGGGAAGAAUAUCACGCUGGAAGCAUGGCGACCCACCGACACGUGGCAGAAUCAAGGACAUCACGGACAACAACCACAUCAGACACAGAAUCAACAGAUACCACAAGGACAUGUCGGACACUCGAGUACCACUGAAUUGAUGCAUGAUUUCUCGAAUUUCGGAGAUAAUAUGGGCUCCCCACUCUUCCGAUCACCGUCAAAAUCAUCGAUCGAUCAGUUCGCAGCUCCAUCAUCUCGAACAGAUGAGUUCGGCAUGCCACCACAGCAUGAGAGAAAAGUGUCGAAAUUCGAGUUGGACGUCGAGCAUGAGUCGAAAACUGUCGAUUGGGAGGCUUGGAAUCACUAUUUGGAGAGUGACGACGACGUCUUCAAACGUCCAGAAGCAUUUUUCAAGGAGGAACCCAUGAUGACGUCUUCUAACUCGAUGACGUCGAAUUCUUCUCCAGAUUCUGGAAUCGGACUCUUUGUCGAUACUCACCAACAUCCAGUCUAUAACUUCAAUCUGUCGACGUCUUCAUCUUCUGCGAAUCUCUUCAGAAUGGUGACGCCUUCAGUUCAACCUUCCCACAUUCAGAAUCCACAGAAUCCACCGCGGAUUCAGAAUUCCGACGCCGAUCUCUUCUCAUCUGGACCACUUCUAUGUAUUCCGAAACAAGAAGAUAUCUUCGACGACUACAUUCAAAAAGAAGACGACGAUGACGACUACAUCCCAGCGUCUGAAAUGCGACGAGCCAGCUCACGUCUUCAACGAAAAUCCACGACGCCUUCAUAUCUUCGUCGUCGUGAUUCGGAACGUUCGUGGACGCCGGCUUCCGAUGAUUAUUAUAUGUCGGAGGAGAAGCAGAAAUUCAAGAAACGUGGAGUCGUUCUGAAGCCGUCGGUCGACGAGGAGACUGAUAGAAGACGUGCGUUGAAUCGAAUCGCUGCAGUCAGAUAUCGUGAGAAGAAGCGAGCCGAAAAGAUGGGAAGAAAGAAGUGA
This is a messenger RNA of Caenorhabditis remanei, 1302 nucleotides long. RefSeq lists its product as uncharacterized. Gene Ontology annotation, cellular component: nucleus. Gene Ontology annotation, molecular function: DNA-binding transcription activator activity, RNA polymerase II-specific; RNA polymerase II transcription regulatory region sequence-specific DNA binding. The record is from RefSeq and is a predicted model, not a curated record. Bases 1 to 1302 code for a protein of 433 amino acids. NCBI's taxonomy places the organism in Eukaryota, Metazoa, Nematoda, Chromadorea, Rhabditida, Rhabditidae. The transcript has 7 exons. Gene Ontology annotation, biological process: regulation of transcription by RNA polymerase II.